Messenger RNA from Osmerus eperlanus (European smelt), 1431 nucleotides. Its product is annotated as G-protein coupled receptor 20. Gene Ontology annotation, cellular component: plasma membrane. Gene Ontology annotation, biological process: phospholipase C-activating G protein-coupled receptor signaling pathway; positive regulation of Rho protein signal transduction. NCBI's taxonomy places the organism in Eukaryota, Metazoa, Chordata, Actinopteri, Osmeriformes, Osmeridae. The record is from RefSeq and is a predicted model, not a curated record. Bases 40 to 1191 code for a protein of 383 amino acids. Gene Ontology annotation, molecular function: G protein-coupled receptor activity. The transcript has a single exon.
GAAGAAACACAAGACGACAUCCAUCAGCGUUUCUUCAUCAUGGACGCCUCCUCCACCUCAACCCCCCCCUCCUCCAUCUCUAGCAGCAACACUACCCCCCCAGACCUACAUUGGGCACCAGACCUGCACAGACUCGCCCACCUGGACCAAGCCCUGUACAGGGACUUCCACUCCCUGUGGGUGUCUCUCAUGGUCCUAAACUCCCUCAUGUUCGUGGCAGGCGUGGCCCUCAACAGCCUGGCGCUCCUGGUGUUCUGCCGCCACCCGCCCCCAAGCUCCGCCCCUGUGGUGUACACCAUCAACCUGGCGGUGGCCGACCUGCUGGUGGCGCUGUCGCUCCCGGCGCGUGUGGCGCUCUACCACAGCGAGGGCUCCUGCUGGCUCUGCUCCUAUCUCCACUCCUUCAGCUACUUCGUCAACAUGUACUGCAGCAUCCUCUUCCUCACCAGCAUCUGCGUGGACCGGUACCUGGCCGUCGCCAUGCCGAUGCGGUCGUCGCGGCGAUGGCGGAGCCCCGCCGUGGCCCGGGCGGUGAGCGGCGGGGUGUGGGCGCUGGCCGUGGUGGUGACGUACUCCCUCCAGAGCCCCGCGCUGGGGCCCACUUCCUGGUCCGUCCCUGCGCUCUUCUCCCUGGCCGUGCUGGAGUUCCUGCUCCCCCUGGUGGUGAUGCUGGGGUGCACGCUCCGCGCAGCCUGGGUCCUGCUCAGCCACCCCCGGGGGAUGGUGCAGGGCCGGGGGAGGCGGGGCCGGGCGGUGAGGCUCCUGGUGGUGGUUCUGGUGGUGUUCACCGUGUGUUUCGGCCCCUUCCACGUACGCCAGACGCUGGUCUACUUCCGGGUGGUGGGGGAGGGACCUGGGCAGGUGCUGGCCUAUCACGCGACGGUGACCCUGAGCAGCCUGAACAGCUGCCUGGACCCGGUGGUCUACUGCUUUGUCACGGACCGCUUCCGGGUAGCCGUGCACCGCGUGUGCGGGCGGGGGAGGGGGGAGGCCAGCGAGGAAGCGAGAGGAGGAGGGGGGGGGGAGGAGGAAAGGAGCUUUAGGGAGUCGGAGAAAGCUGUAGCUAUCGUUCAGAGUGUUGUCACUCUCACCCCCCUUUCUAAAAUGGACCAGCCCAUUUACCGACCACACCCCCACACCCUGGCUAACAUGGACCAGUCCAUUUACAAACCCGACACCACCACACCCUGACUAACAUGGACCAGUCCAUUUACAAACCCGACACCACCACACCCUGACUAACAUGGAUCAGUCCAUUUAUAGACCUGACACCCCCACACCAUGUCUUUAAUGGACCAGUCCAUUUAUAGACCCGACACCUCCACACCCUGACUAACAUGGACCAGUCCAUUUAUAGACCCAACACCCCCACACCAUGACUAACAUAGACCAGUCCAUUUAUAAACCCGACACCCCCACAUCCUGACUAAC